This is a messenger RNA of Thlaspi arvense, 1491 nucleotides long. The record is from the annotation of a GenBank genome assembly. NCBI's taxonomy places the organism in Eukaryota, Viridiplantae, Streptophyta, Magnoliopsida, Brassicales, Brassicaceae.
AUGCGGAAAUCCAUGGAAAAAUCACGCCCAGUGCAGAAAACCGUUGUGCUCGAGCCGUUUAUCAAGCUCGUGAAGCUUAUAGCAAGGGCUUUCUAUGAUGAUUACACUACGAAAAGUGAUAAUCAGCAGAAAUCUGCAAAAAGUGACAACAGAGGGAUUGCCGUUGUGGUGCUGGAUGAGCUUGCGAGGCGGCAAUGGGUUAGAGAAGAAGAUUUAGCAAAAGCGUUGAAAUUGCACGGCAAGCAACUUCGAAAAAUCAUAAGACACUUUGAAGAACAAGGAUUGAUCGUGCGUGACCACAGGAAAGAGACUGCAAAGAAUGCAAAGAUGUAUAGUGCUGCAGUGGCUGCUACAACUGAUAGCCGAGCAGAGGACAAAGUUAAGCUCCACACCCACUCGUAUUGUCGUCUUGACUAUUCACAGACAACUCUAAGCUUGUUGAUAUAUGAUCUUGUUCGUUAUAAACUGCACUUGAUGAAAAAAAAGCUCAGAGAUAAUCUAGAAGAUAAGAAUACGGUUCAGGAGUAUGCCUGUCCCAACUGCCAAAGAAAAUACAAUGCACUGGAUGCUCUGAGAUUGAUUUCUAUGGAAGACGAUUGUUUCCAUUGUGAAAAUUGCAAUAGUGAGCUUAUUGUGGAAUGUAACAAGCUAACUCCCGAAGAAGUAAUAGAUGGAGAUGAUAAUGGAAGGAGACGGCAGCAGGAAAAACUGAAAGAUAUGCUUCAGAAGAUGGAGGUUCAAAUGAAACCUCUGAUGGAUCAAAUAAACAGAGUAAAAGACCUACCAAUUCCUGACUUUGGAUCUCUUCUGGCAUGGGAGGCUCGUGCAGCUUUGGCCGCUCGUGAAAAUGGUGAUUUUAACCCUAAUGAUCCUUCGAGGUCACAGGGUGGGUAUGGUUCAACACCAAUGCCAUUUCUCGGGGAGACACAGGUUGAGGUUAACCUUGGUGAAGGAAAAGAAGACGUCAAAUCUAACGGUGGAGAUUCUAGUCUGAAAGUCUUGCCUCCAUGGAUGAUCAAGGAAGGGAUGAAGUUGACUGAGGAGCAAAGAGGAGAGAUGAGACAGGAAGCAAAUGAUGGUGGCUCAGGAGAAGCAUCAAAAAUGUCAGAUGACAAGAAAUCAGUCAUGGAAAAUGGCGAUGACAAAGAUUUGAAGGCAUGCUUAUUGCUUUUGGGGACAUUUGUGCCUGACGAGUAUCUUAAAGCUUAUUACGCUGCUCUACUGAAGCAGAAGCAGCAAGAGCUAGCUGAAGCGGCGAAUCAACAAGAAUCCGCAGGCGAAUUAGCCUCUGACAUACAAUCGGCUUCGACAACCUCAGUUCGUCGGGUUGGUAUGAAGGCCAAGCUGGAGGAGGAAGAUGAAGAAGAUGUUGAGUGGGAAGAAGAGGCUCCUGUUCCAGCAAAUGGAAACUACAAGGUGGACUUGAAUGUGGAAGCAGAGGCUUCAGGUGGUGAAGAAGAAGAAGAAGAUAUCGAUUGGGAAGAAGGCUGA